Molecule: messenger RNA, 1262 nt
Organism: Ixodes scapularis (black-legged tick)
Lineage: Eukaryota; Metazoa; Arthropoda; Arachnida; Ixodida; Ixodidae
Product: putative nuclease HARBI1
Exons: 3
Source: RefSeq, a predicted model, not a curated record
CGGCUCAAUCCGCUGGAGCAUUUCAACGAUUGGGAGUUCCUGGUGCGCUAUCGUUUUACAAAAUCGACAGUCGUAAGCCUCCUGCAGUGCCUGCCGCUGGAAGCAAACGAGAGCAGUCGCGGCCUGCCACUGUCCCCGAUGCUCCAGCUCCUCGUAGCGCUGAGAUUUUAUGGCGCCGGGACUUUUCAAGUAGUCACGGGCGACCUCGUGAACGUGUCGCAGCCGACGGUGUGCCGCGUAAUCGAGCGCGUCUCCCGGGUCCUCGCCGAGACUCUCUUCCCCCGCCUCGUGGAUUUCCCGGAGGGCGACUGCGACGAGGUCAUGCGGGAUUUCUACAACAUCGGGAAGUUCCCCAGUGUGACUGGGUGCAUCGACUGCACCCACGUCAAAAUAAAGGGACCUGGCGGUCCCAAUGGGGAAGUCUUCAGGAACAGGAAGGGGUUCUUCUCCCUCAACGUGCAGGCCAUCACAGGACCCCAGCUGCAGUUUUUUGACAUCGUUGCUAGGUGGCCGGGCUCUGUGCAUGACAGCAGGAUAUUCGACAACAGUCGUGCAAGGGUCCUGUACGAGAAUCGGCGCAUCCCUAGCCUGCUGCUCGGAGAUGCAGGCUAUCCCUGCAUGUCAUUUCUUCUUACGCCCCUGACCAAUCCAGGUGUCGCCAACAGCCCAAAGGGCAGGUACCAAGCAGCCCACCUAAAAACAAGGAACUCGGUCGAACGGGCAUUUGGAGUGUUCAAGCGACGCUUCCCAUGCCUGGACAUGCGGCUGCAGUACAAGGCGGAACGGUCAGCCCUCAUCAUCACCGCCUGUGCUGCACUGCACAACCUGGCCCGGCUGCGAAAAGAGCCAUGCCCACCCGCUCUACCCUCUCCACCAGUCCCCCGACGCCAGAGGCGGCUGCGUCCUCAUGUACUGCCAUCACCUCCAGACCCUGUCGACACAAUCAACGGCUCGCUGAAACGCACACAGAUCAUCGCACUGUGUUUCCAAUAAGGAUAUUCAAGCAGAAGCACAUGUUCAUAGUCAAUGACGGGUCAAGAAUAGUGUACAAGCUGGAGAGGAGGAAGCAGACAGAAGCUUGAGGUGGAGAGGAGAAACCUCCUCUCCACUUAAAGCUUCCGUCCUAUUUCUCCUCUCCAGCUUGUACUCCGUUCUUGACCCAUCACUGACUCGUGCAAAUACUCGGACACAAAUCCAGUAGUAAGCUCUCCAAUAAAUGGAUUCUUAAAUCAGAUUCCGGGUAUUCGGUCACUUAAACAUAU